This is a messenger RNA of Blastocystis hominis, 2676 nucleotides long. RefSeq lists its product as hypothetical. Gene Ontology annotation, cellular component: nucleus. The transcript is spliced from 12 exons. The record is from RefSeq and is a predicted model, not a curated record. Gene Ontology annotation, biological process: DNA topological change. Gene Ontology annotation, molecular function: DNA topoisomerase type I (single strand cut, ATP-independent) activity; DNA binding. The coding region runs from base 1 to 2676 and encodes 891 amino acids. Lineage: Eukaryota; Bigyra; Opalinata; Blastocystidae.
AUGACUCUUCCUGUAGUGCUGAUGGUGGCGGAAAAGCCAUCGAUCGCUGGAAGUGUGGCCAAUAUUCUUUCAAAAGGCACACACACGACAAAAACAGGCAAACUCCCUAUCCACAUCUUUGACGGGGAAUUCUUAGGCAAGCAAGUGACGUUCAAGGUUACCUCGGUAGUGGGUCAUGUGUUCAAUCUGGACUUUGCUCCCGAAUACCAGAACUGGGAGAAGACGGAUUGCUUGGACUUGUUCUCUGCCAAGACGAUCCACAAGGAAGCAAGUGGAGGAGUGAUCCAUCACCUUCGCAGCGUCGGAGCCAACGUUGAUUACGUUGUCCUCUGGUUGGAUUGCGAUAAUGAAGGCGAGAACAUUUGUUUCGAAGUUCUAAACUGUGUGAAACCCGUCAUGAAGAAUUGGCGAGAAACAAAGCGCAUCUACCGUGCCUAUUACUCCGCCAUCACGGCUCCCGACAUCCACAAGGCGAUGCGCACCCUAAAAGACCCCAACGAGAACGAAGCCCAUGCGGUCGAUGCCCGCCAAGAACUCGAUCUGAAAGUGGGCGUAGCGUUCAGUCGCUUCCAGACGCAAUUCUUCCGCAACAAGUACAGCGACCUCGACAGCUCCGUGAUCUCCUACGGCCCCUGCCAGAUUCCGACGCUCGGCUUCUGCGUCGAUCGCUUCGAUCUGAUCCAGAACUUCAAGGGCGAGGCAUUUCCACGUUUCCACUUUUCACCUGCAGCACUACUGGACGCUGAACGUCACCGUCAAGAAAAACUCCCGCGUUCUCCCGCUCUCCUGGGAGCGCGGCCGGCUUCCUUCUUCGUGUUCUCGCGGAAACUGGCGUCGGUGUCGUCGCUGACGGUGCUGUCGGUGCGCGAAUCGAACGGCGCGCGCGUGCGACCGGUGCCGAUGAACACGGUGACCAUGCUGAAACUGGCGUCCCGAUCGCUUGGAAUGGGCCCCAAAGAAGCUACCGUAUACGCGGAACGGCUCUAUCUGAAAGGGUACAUCAGCUACCCGCGGACAGAGACCACCGCCUAUCCGGAGCAUUACAAUCUCCUCGGGGCGGUCGAGCAGCAUCGAACCAAUCCUCGCUGGGGAGGCUACGUCAACGCGCUGAUCGCGGGGGGACUGCGCGUCCCGCGGAAAGGCGUCGACGCCGGCGACCAUCCGCCGAUCACGCCGGUGGUUUCGGUGGAUCCGUCGACGCUUCCGAGCGGGGAAUCCGCGCUGUACGACUUGAUCGCCACGCAUUUCUUGGCGACGGUGAGCGACGAUUGCAAGUUCGUGACCACCUUCGUGCGGUUUGGAGGCGGCGAUGAAACGUUUUCGUAUUCCUAUCGGCGCGUGACGCAGCCGGGAUUCACCGCACUGUAUCACAGCCAGUUCGAGGACGAAAGCGACGACGAAAACGACGCUUCGGAAGCCGAACUUGCGAUGGAAGCCUACUCCUUCCAAAAAGGCGAGGUGGUGGAGGUGGAUCGAAUCGCGGAGCGAGACGGCUACACGUCGGCGCCGGGGUAUUUAACCGAGAGCGAGCUGAUAAGUUUGAUGGAGAAAAACGGAAUCGGGACGGAUGCGUCCAUCCCCGUUCACAUCGCGAACAUUUUAGAGCGCAACUACGUGUCGCUGGGCCCCAAGCGAACGCUCAUCCCCACGAAAUUAGGCAUUGUGUUGAUCCACGGGAUCUACAGCAUCGAUCCCGAGCUCGUGCUGCCGAUCGUCCGCGGGAAUAUCGAGAAAGAAUGCGCCCUCAUCGCGAAGGGAAAGGCGAAAAUGGACGACGUCGUGGACCACGCGCUGCUGGUCUUCAAGCAGAAAUUCAUCUAUUUCAAAGAGCACAUCGCCGACAUGGACGCCUUGUUCGAAUCCGAGUUUUCUCUCCUCGUCGAUUCGGGGAAACCGUUGUCACGCUGCGGAAUCUGCAAACGAUUCAUGAAAUACGUCAAAAACCCGCCGCCCCGCCUCUACUGCGCUCAGUGCAAUGUCACAUACAAUCUCCCGCCCAACGGGACCAUCAAACUCUACAAGGAACUCAAAUGUCCGCUCGACGGUUUUGAUUUGCUGCUCUACUCCCGCGGGAAUUCGGAGCGUUUUGUGGGGGUCACGUAUCCGCUGUGUCCGUUCUGCUACAACAAUCCCCCGUUCGAUGGAAUGUCGCUGAUGGUGAGAACCGCGGGGAGGGUCGAGCGUAGGGGUGCAAUCAAUGUCUUCAUCCGACAUGCAAAUUCGGAUUGUUGGCGAACGGCGUGUAGCAGAUGUCCGAACGAGGAAGACGUGGACGGAGAAGCGAAGUGCAAUGGGAUGAUGGUGCUGGACUUGGAGAGUCGACCGAACUGGAAGCUCUGCUGCAAUCAGUGCAAUAUGAUUUUCAGAUUUACCGCCAAUUUGCACGAUGUGCAGGUAAUGAAGAAACGAUGUGAGGAGUGCGAGUCGUCGCUGCUGAAAGUGUCAUUUAACAAGAACAGCACGCCGUUGCCGGGAGGAGAGACGGAGUAUUCGGGAUGCAUUCUCUGCGAUGAAUUGCUGAGCGGGUUGAUCGAAAUGGUGUCUGGACGGAAUCGACAUAUCAGUUUGGUCCAUCGGAGAGGACGAGGAAGAGGAAGAGGAGGGCGAGGAGGGAAGGGACGAGGAAAAGGAAAAGGAAAAGGAACAGGAAAAAGAUCCGUAUUUGAUGAUAUGUGA